Molecule: messenger RNA, 786 nt
Organism: Fonsecaea monophora
Lineage: Eukaryota; Fungi; Ascomycota; Eurotiomycetes; Chaetothyriales; Herpotrichiellaceae
Exons: 6
Coding region: 1-786 (261 amino acids)
Cellular component (GO): cytoplasm
Molecular function (GO): oxidoreductase activity, acting on the CH-OH group of donors, NAD or NADP as acceptor
Source: RefSeq, a predicted model, not a curated record
AUGGCGACGUCCACUCAGAAAGUUGUCAUAGUUACCGGUGCGAUUUCUGGCAUCGGGGCGGUAUUGACGACAUACCUCCUACAAGACGGAUGGACUGUUGUCGGCGUCGACGUGGCCGACUCUUGUGAUCCAAAGAUCGCCGAAGAGUUUGGAAAAUCCUUCUCCUAUCGCAAAUGCGACGUUUCCAACUACGAUGCGCUGGCAGAGACCUUUGCACAGGUGUUUGCACAGUUUGGACAGAUCAAUGCAUUCUGCUCCAAUGCUGCGGUUUGCUACCAUGCUUUGAUCUAUGGAACUCAGCUUUCAAUCCACUUCAUGCGACAGAACCCGACCCCGGGAGGUUUCAUCGUCUGCACUUCAAGCAUGGUGGGAUAUCAUCCAAUUGCUACUUUCCCGGAAUAUUGUGGAGCCAAGUCUGCCAUGAACGCAUUUGUGAUUUCAACGGCCCCUGUCCUAAAGCUGCAGAAGGAAAACAUAACGAUUAACGCUGUGCUGCCGGGGAUCGUACCAAGCCAGUUCAUUUCCCAAGAGAUGCGUGACACCUUUGGUGCCGAUGGGUUGACCCCGAAGGAGACUAUUGCUGCGGCGUACAUGAAGUGCCUGCACGAUCGCAGUUUGAAUGGAGAACUGAUCGAGUGUUCGAGGGACAAACAUUUUGUGCUCCCACGACCGGGCUACGCAGACGGAGAGACUUCCAAGCGCACCUGCACUGUAUACGACCCAUAUUUCGUACAAGUUCACGGGGAAUCUUCCCAGCUUGAGGAUAUAGUCAGACGACGUAACUGA